AACCAAUAACCCUGAAACAAACAAUUCCGGCAUGUCUAACUCCACGUCUAACUCUAUGCCUAACUCCACGUCUAACUUCAUGUCUAACUUUUCUACACCUAACUCUACGCCUAAAUCUAUGUCCAACUCUACUAUGCCGAAAUCUAUAUCUAACGCGUCUAACUCUACAACAUCGAAAAGUAAUCGCCAAAAAAAUAAAGAUUCUAAAAGCUCUUCCAAAAGUUCUAUCUCUUCCAAAGGUUCUUCGAAAGGUUCUUCAAAAGGUUCUUCCAAAGGUUCCUCCAAAAGAAGAGGUCGUCUGAAUGUUUCUACUAGUAACUUCAAUUAUAUUAGAGACGAAGACAAAGAUUACGAUAAUCCGGAAAUUUGA
Messenger RNA from Dentiscutata erythropus, 370 nucleotides. Lineage: Eukaryota; Fungi; Glomeromycota; Glomeromycetes; Diversisporales; Gigasporaceae. The record is from the annotation of a GenBank genome assembly.